Messenger RNA from Eutrema salsugineum, 1594 nucleotides. RefSeq names its product probable splicing factor 3A subunit 1. Gene Ontology annotation, molecular function: RNA binding; protein binding. The transcript has 2 exons. NCBI's taxonomy places the organism in Eukaryota, Viridiplantae, Streptophyta, Magnoliopsida, Brassicales, Brassicaceae. The record is from RefSeq and is a predicted model, not a curated record. The coding region runs from base 7 to 1410 and encodes 467 amino acids. Gene Ontology annotation, biological process: mRNA cis splicing, via spliceosome; regulation of alternative mRNA splicing, via spliceosome. Gene Ontology annotation, cellular component: catalytic step 2 spliceosome; U2 snRNP; U2-type prespliceosome.
AAAAAAAUGUCCAGUUCAAGGCAGAAUGAUUUGCAGUCGGUGGCACAGCCUCUAGAAAUUCUCAAGUGUCCCGAAGAGAUUACGCUCAAGGAGUUUGGUAUAAUGAAGCUCACAGCGCAAUUUGUGGUGCGGUUUGGGAUGUCUUUCUGUCGGGAAUUCAUGUUUAAGUUGACUAGCGUGAACGCCAACAACGAUCAGUUUGAGUUUAUCAAGACAACUGAUAGCAGCAGGUACAGGUUUUUUCUUGUGCUUGUUGAUGCGUAUAACAGUGUAUUAAGACCUUAUUACCGAAACUACCAGAGGAAGAAUUGUAACAACGAGACCGUUCUUGAGGGUUUUUUGAAUCUUGUUCAAAGCGUGGAAAAGCAGGAGGAGAUGCAUGCUAGUUUCGCCUGCGGUGUUGACUUUUUCGCUAGCAUGGAUGGUAGAAAGAGUUUUUCACCACCUGGACACGUUUCAGCAGAAAUGCUGUAUUCAGGUCUACUUGGAUCACCAGAACUGCUGUCUGCAGAUCUAGCUGAUGAGGCUCGUUGUGCUGCUCGUGCUGCUGUUACUGAUGAUGAACUAACCGAUAUGGAUCGUAUACUCGAGAGUUGGGCUACUCCACCACCUCGCAUGUAUCCUCAUCUAUAUCCUAAAGAGAUCCCUCGCAAGCAGCUUGGUCUUAUCAAGCUCACAGCGCAGUUUGUUGUCAGGUAUGGUGUGACUUUCAUGAUGGGUUUGUCCAAGAGACUAAUGGUGAUCCCGGACUCUCGGUUUGAAUUUUUCCAGACAAGUGAUAGUUUCAGUUUUUUCCACCGGCUUAUCUCUGCGUAUGGUAACGUAUUGAGGCAGUUUACUGAUUCUGAGGAAGUGACCGUUGUUUCGGAGUUUUUCAAGCUUGUUGAGGAGGGAGUACUAGAGAUGCAUGCUUCUUCCGUGGGUGGUCUUGACUACUUUGCUAACAGGGAGGAUGAAGAGUUGACGCCACAUGAAUGCUUUUCAAUGAACCCUGGUAUGCAGCCAGAGACUGGUAUUAUCCCUAGUAUCCCUGUGCCCACUGCACUGAGAUCUCUGUUUGCUUUUCCUCGCUUUCCUAAACCUGCAAUGUCUCUACCUGAGAAUCCCAAGCCAAAGAGACAGGAGUUUGAUGAGCCAGGACUUGUUUCAGCAGGCUUCUUUCUCGCUCAACAUUCGGUUGCAUCUCCGAUCAGGGUUUCUGUUCCAAGCGUCGACGUUGAGAAAUUCAUUGAGAUCGAACUGUGGUCCUACGCGGAAAAGGUGGCAACUUUGAAGGAGAUGAUAGCUGGGGAGAUCCAAAUUCCAGCAAACAAACUCAAGUUAAGUUGGAGAAACAGAGUUUUAGAGGACAACAGGUCACUUGCAUAUUACAAUGUGGGACCAGAAGAAACGCUAACACUCUCUUACUGAUGACUGGGAAAACGCCUUCCAAUCCAUUUCUCUUCUCUAUCUUUAGUACAUUUGGCUAAAAAACUAUCUGUAGUGACUUUAGUUUGUUUUGAAUUAGCAGCUACUUAUGAUAGUCUUAAAACAUAUAUCCCUUUAAUAUGUGAUGAUCAUCACAGUUUAAGCUCUUUUAGUGCAUUCUCUUGUA